Messenger RNA from Prorocentrum cordatum, 3231 nucleotides. The record is from the annotation of a GenBank genome assembly. NCBI's taxonomy places the organism in Eukaryota, Dinophyceae, Prorocentrales, Prorocentraceae.
AUGGCGACGUGCUGGGCGGUCGCAGUUCGUCAUGGCUUCGGCGUGCGGCGAGUGAGGCCAGGCGCGCCAUUGUGCAACAACUGCGUCGGCGUCAGCGUCGGCGGCGUCGGCGUGAGCGUCGGUGGCGUCGGCGUCGGCGUCGUCGAGGGCAGACGCGAGCCCAGCAAGGGCGCCCGCCGCAAGCGGCGGCGCGGCUGGGAGGACGACUCUGAGCAGAGCGCACAGGCUGCCGCCAAUGCCAGCGCCGCGCGGGCGGCGAGCGCACUGCUGAUGGAGAAGAUGGUGAAGCAGUGGACGCCCACCGUGGAGCAGCUGCGGGCGAUGACCGUCGCGGAGCCGCCAGGGAGAGGGCAGACCCGCGUCUGCCUCGAGUGGCCGCAGCGAGGCCGCAGUGAGGGCAGCAUGGCGCGGGCGGAGACGCCGCCGCAGAAGCGCACAGCGGGCCAGGCCGCGGAGCCGAAGCCGAAGGGGCGGGCCCCCCUGAGCGUGGACGUCUACCCCGGGCCCGUGCCCCUGGACCCCGACACGGUCGUGCGGCGCCAGACGCGGCCGAUCGGGGAGUUCGGAGGGAACCUCGGGGGCUUCUUCUGGUCAGUCUUCAUUCCCAUCUGCAUCUGGUACUUCUACGGCUGCGUCGUCCUGAACGAGGGGGGGCUGCAGCUUCCGCCCUGGGACGCCGCCUGGUGGCAGAAGCUCUAUCACGAGCUCCCCGAAGGCAUCGCGAUCCGGCCGACGUGGGUGGGCACCAUGUCCUACGUCGCCUGGGUCAUCUUCCAGGCUCUGAUGGAGAUAUUCCUGCCUGGGGAGGUCCACGACGGCGUCAAGCUGAAGAACGGCAACCGCCUGAAGUACCCCAUGAACGGCCUGCUGUCGUACUUCUUGUCCCACGUUGCGGUCGUGGUGCUCUGCUACCUCGGCCUCGUCGAGGCGACCUUCGUGUGGAAGAACAUGGGCGCUCUCCUGACCGGCGGCGUCAUCUCCACCGCCGUCGUCUCGUGGUGGCAGUACAUCGACUUCGGCCUCCUGUGGAAGCGCCACGUGAACGACCCGGAGUUCGAGGAGGAUUGGGGCGUCUUCACCGUGAAGGAGAUCUUCAGCGACUUCUGGCUCGGGGUCGCGCGGAACCCCCGCUGCUUCCACAAGUGGUUGCCGAAGACCGGGGGCUUCGACAUCAAGCGCUUCUCCAACGCGCGCGCUGGCCUGACGAUCUGGAUCAUCUGCAAUUGGUCCUACAUGGCGGCGGUCUACUACGGGUGCUUUCUGAAGGACAGCGGAGAGCCAGUUUGCCAGGCGACCGGCGAUUGGAGCCGCAUCGGUCCGUCGGCCGUCUUCAUCUCGCUGGCACACUGGUACUACAUCUUCGACUACAACUGGAACGAGCCCGCGUACCUCACCACCACGGACCUCAGGCACGACCUCUACGGCUUCAUGCUGGCCUACGGUUGCUGCGGUUUCCUCGCGUGGUAUUACCCGAUCGCCUUCAUGGGCCACAUCGCGGGCCAGAAGACCCCCCUCACGGAGAAUUACCUCAACUUUGGCAUCGGCCUCACGCUCUACAUCAUCGGCAUGUACCUGUUCCGCGUCACCAACAUCGAGAAGCACCGCUUCCGCACCUACAUCGCCGACGGCGGUGACCUGAGCACGUACAAGGUCUGGGGCAAGCCCGUGCAGUAUGUCAAGACGGAGGAGGGUAGCUACCUGCUGGCGUCCGGCUACUGGGCCCUGGCGAGGCACUUCAACUACAUCGGGGACAUGGUCAUGUGCGUCGGCUGGACGGUGGCCUGCACGGGGCCGAAGCACGGCUUUCCCUGGAUCCCCCUCAGCUACGUUGCCUACUUCUGGAUCAUGGACAUCCACAGGCUCUGGCGGGACGAGGAGCGCUGCGCCCGAAAGUACAAGAAGGACUGGGAGACCUACAAGGAGAAGGUCCCGUACUUCAUCCUGCCCGGCCGCAGUGAGGGCAGCAUGGCGCGGGCGGAGACGCCGCCGCAGAAGCGCACAGCGGGCCAGGCCGCGGAGCCGAAGCCGAAGGGGCGGGCCCCCCUGAGCGUGGACGUCUACCCCGGGCCCGUGCCCCUGGACCCCGACACGGUCGUGCGGCGCCAGACGCGGCCGAUCGGGGAGUUCGGAGGGAACCUCGGGGGCUUCUUCUGGUCAGUCUUCAUUCCCAUCUGCAUCUGGUACUUCUACGGCUGCGUCGUCCUGAACGAGGGGGGGCUGCAGCUUCCGCCCUGGGACGCCGCCUGGUGGCAGAAGCUCUAUCACGAGCUCCCCGAAGGCAUCGCGAUCCGGCCGACGUGGGUGGGCACCAUGUCCUACGUCGCCUGGGUCAUCUUCCAGGCUCUGAUGGAGAUAUUCCUGCCUGGGGAGGUCCACGACGGCGUCAAGCUGAAGAACGGCAACCGCCUGAAGUACCCCAUGAACGGCCUGCUGUCGUACUUCUUGUCCCACGUUGCGGUCGUGGUGCUCUGCUACCUCGGCCUCGUCGAGGCGACCUUCGUGUGGAAGAACAUGGGCGCUCUCCUGACCGGCGGCGUCAUCUCCACCGCCGUCGUCUCGUGGUGGCAGUACAUCGACUUCGGCCUCCUGUGGAAGCGCCACGUGACGCCCAGAGCGACCGGCGAUUGGAGCCGCAUCGGUCCGUCGGCCGUCUUCAUCUCGCUGGCACACUGGUACUACAUCUUCGACUACAACUGGAACGAGCCCGCGUACCUCACCACCACGGACCUCAGGCACGACCUCUACGGCUUCAUGCUGGCCUACGGUUGCUGCGGCUUCCUCGCGUGGUAUUACCCGAUCGCCUUCAUGGGCCACAUCGCGGGCCAGAAGACCCCCCUCACGGAGAAUUACCUCAACUUUGGCAUCGGCCUCACGCUCUACAUCAUCGGCAUGUACCUGUUCCGCGUCACCAACAUCGAGAAGCACCGCUUCCGCACCUACAUCGCCGACGGCGGUGACCUGAGCACGUACAAGGUCUGGGGCAAGCCCGUGCAGUAUGUCAAGACGGAGGAGGGUAGCUACCUGCUGGCGUCCGGCUACUGGGCCCUGGCGAGGCACUUCAACUACAUCGGGGACAUGGUCAUGUGCGUCGGCUGCUACGUUGCCUACUUCUGGAUCAUGGACAUCCACAGGCUCUGGCGGGACGAGGAGCGCUGCGCCCGAAAGUACAAGAAGGACUGGGAGACCUACAAGGAGAAGGUCCCGUACUUCAUCCUGCCCGGCAUCUUCUGA